Paramacrobiotus metropolitanus is the source of this 1918-nucleotide messenger RNA. Its product is annotated as BTB/POZ domain-containing protein 2-like. The transcript is spliced from 7 exons. NCBI's taxonomy places the organism in Eukaryota, Metazoa, Tardigrada, Eutardigrada, Parachela, Macrobiotidae. Gene Ontology annotation, molecular function: protein binding. The record is from RefSeq and is a predicted model, not a curated record. The coding region runs from base 387 to 1625 and encodes 412 amino acids.
UCCUAGUCUUAACUUUUGCACAUGAUUUUGUUUUAAUGAUAUUGUGGCGAAAACUACGUUUCUCCAAAAGAUGAAACUUUCCUGAUAUCUAUAUGCUGUUAUUUUAUAAAAAACCUGUUUGGGUAUUGCGCUAGCGCAUUGAAACAGCAUGUGGUAUUAUUUAGUUAUUAAUUUUUGUUUGGCCACGCCCUUUGAUUGUCCGCAGAUCAAAUUAUUUUUUAAAUUAUAUGUACUACGAUGGUGUGCUACUGUACGUUUCUACCAAAGAUCAGAUUUUUUUGAAUUUUGACCCGGAAAAUGGGCACUGGUAACUGUGGAACUGUACUGAAGUGAAUAUUGGAAUUGUCAUCAUCAGUGCGUAAAAUCAGUCCGAGCGAAACCAGCGAAUGGCGUCCACAAAUCCUCCUUCCUCGACGGUGCCUGCCGCGAGGCUCAACAGCCGCAUCAAACAGACACUGGCCACCGGUGAACUGAGUGAUGUGCGAUUCUCCGUAGGUCGGGAUUGCGGUCCACAACACGUGCAGGUCUUCCCAGCGCACAAGUACAUGGUGAGUAUCCGCAGCACGGUGUUCCAUGCCAUGUUCUACGGCAGCGUACCGGAAACAGGCCCACAGGUCGACAUUCCCGACUGCAUGCCCGACGCUUUUGCUAAUAUGCUCAGUUUUAUGUACACCGAAUCCGUGGAGAAUCUCGGCAUGGAGAAUGUCAUCGUGACCAUGCGCUGCGCUGACAAGUACGAUUUGCCGCAGCUGACCAGCCAGUGUCUGGAUUUUAUCGAUUCCCAGCUGUGUCCCGAUAACUGUCUGAUCCUGCUAGAGGAGGCGAUUAAUGGGCGGCAGGACGGUGUCGUGGAGAAGUGUUUGCAGUUGGUGGAAGUUGAGAGCGCUGUCAUUCUGCAGUCGGAAGAGUUCACGAGCAUCGCGCUCGACACAUUGAAGUUGAUUCUGCAGCGCAACGCCCUGUCCGCGGAAGAAAACAUCAUCUACAUGGCGGUUGAGAGAUGGGCUGUGGAGGCGUGCAAUCAGCAGAAUCUGGAAUCGACGACGGCAAACCGGCGUGCUGUGCUGGGCGAGGCGUUAUUCCUUGUCCGCUUUCCACUUCUGACCGGCGCGCAACUGGCCGAGGGUCCCGGAAAGAGCGGCAGUCUCCUUUUGGACAAGGAACUCCUGAGCAUCUUUCUGUAUCAGAACGGCGCCGUGACCACACCGCUGCCGUUUCCCAUGGAGUACCGCGCGGCGCCGGUCUUGCGCCGGAACCCGACGACAUUCGAGCCCGGUGAGGAAAUGUUUGCGCUCAGCGCAUCCGGUUACUGGUGGCAGGCGGCCACGAUUAUCCGUUGGCGCGCGUCGCGCGGCGUCGAAGUGCGGUGGUGUCAUUCGGGGGAGGCCGGCUGUGUGGAGGCCGAGAAGGUGGUGCGAGCGGCGGACAUCCUGACGAGCGGACGGACGGUGUACUGCCUGACACCACAGGGGCCCUCUUGCGAUACCUACGUUCGGCCCUAUCCCCUGGGCCGGGGGUUGCACCAGGUUCUCUCGCGCGGUCGGGAGGCUUAUGCGCCCUUCUCCAUGCUGGCCCUCCACGCGGUGGACGUCGACGCCUGGAUGGCCGCACGCGAUGUCCGCUGAUCGACUAGCGGAAGGAGAUGGUGCACUAAGGCUUCGCCAUGACUCAUGAGCAUUUAAUUUGUCUGACUCUAUGGAAGAGCAUCAUGUAAUACUUCUUUAAUCUACAAAUCCAAUACCAUUUUCCAGUAAAAUUGGAAUUCGCGUUCGUGCAGUGAUGUGGUUAACAACUACAGAUACUUACCGUUGGUAUCAAAGCGGAAGUGAUGCUGAUGAAUUGGUUUUUUUUUCUUGAUUGCCGGUUGUAACCAGUUACCGUGAGCAUAUCAUGAUUAGACACAUUAUCGGAAGCUGCC